UUUUCAAUCGCCCGAACUUUUUUGUUGUAAAUGUGCUGAGUUUUUAUAUCCCAUCAUAUAAUUUGAAGAAGCUACUCCUUUGGUGCCAUGAAUAUAUCGAUGAAGGGGAAAACUCUCCAAAGGUGCUGUUUAGGUGAAAUCCUGCAUGUUCUAGCAUUGGCAACAGAAGUAUCCAAAAUUCAGCAAUAAAAGAACCGUUAACAUGGCCAAAGAUAUUGGAAUAAUAGAAAGUAAUGGCGAGAUAAAAGUUUUUACAGAUCAGAAUGUUAGUCCAGCAAAAAUUGCAUUAGUGACAGUAGCAUCUUCGCAUCUCACCACCCCAGGGAAACAAAUUUUGCCAAAAACAUUGGGUCUAUCAAAUGUUAGUAACGCUCCUCAGAUGAUAAUUAGUACACCUCAACGGGUACCGACAACACCUACUGUUUUAGUGGGAAGCCCCCAUGGUCCUAAUAUACACAUGUUAACUCAGGGUGAGGCAUCAGACUCUUCUCCAUGGAGUACAGGUAAAAGGAAUAAAAAGGGUGAAAAAAAUGGCAAAGGAUUGCGGCAUUUCUCGAUGAAGGUCUGCGAGAAAGUGCAACAGAAAGGAACAACUACCUACAAUGAAGUGGCAGAUGAGCUAGUGGCAGAAUUCAGUAACACCAACAACCAGGAAUCUGGCUCUGAUGAACAGGGAUAUGAUCAAAAGAAUAUAAGACGUCGUGUAUAUGAUGCCUUGAAUGUGCUUAUGGCAAUGAAUAUCAUUUCCAAAGAGAAGAAGGAAAUCAAAUGGAUAGGACUUCCCACAAACUCCGCUCAAGAGUGCCAGAAUCUGGAGAUGGAGAAACGGAAGAAAAUGGAAACGAUUAAACAGAAGCAGUCACAACUUAAGGAGUUGCUGCUGCAGCAAAUUGCCUUUAAGAAUCUGGUUCAACGAAAUCGCCUUGUAGAACAACAAUCUGGCAGGGUUCCUCCUCCCAAUACUGCCAUUCAACUGCCCUUCAUUUUAGUCAACACCAGCAAAAAAACAAUCAUAGACUGCAGCAUCUCUCCCGAUAAGUUUGAAUAUUUUUUUAACUUUGAUAACACAUUUGAAAUCCACGAUGACAUUGAAAUACUUAAGAGAAUGCGAAUGGCUUUUGGAUUGGAGUCUGGUGGCUGUUCUGCUGAUGAAUUGAAGAUGGCUAAGAGCCUAGUACCCCACGUACUGGAACCAUAUGUAAUAGAAAUGGCUAAAGGAGUGCAAAAUGUUAACUCAGGCCCAAGUUCAGUAGCAGCAUCCGCAUCUUCUUCAAGCUCCCAGUCUAACAGAGCAUUUGGUGCCAGUGACGAAAUAGCCUUACCAACUGAUACCGAAGUGGCCUUAGUGACCAGUCAAGCACAAGGAAGUUUCAAUGGUACACACUAUUCCGAUCCCAGAAUGGAGACCCCUACGUCCUAUAUUGAAGAUGACGAUGAUGAUGAUGAUGAAGAGGAGUAUGAAUGAAUUAAUGAUCAUACUGCAUUUCUUCCUAUUUUCUGUUGCUUAAAGUGGCAUCUCUGAAAAGAAUUGUCUCUGACACAGAGACUUUAAGAAUUGUUAUUUUGACUUGUGAGGGGUUUAACUUAAUUCUAUUCUCUUCUAAUUUAAGCAUAAGAAACAUUUAAUACAGAAUUGUAGAGAUACCUUUCUGAAUUUAAGAACAACAGUUGAAAUUUUAAAGAAGUUUUUGCCUCUCUGUUGAGGACCUACAAUGAGUUUUCUAACUGCACCAAGUGCAGCUAUAAAAGCUACUGGUUGUUCAAAUAUAUCUUGGGGGCACUAUCGCAGUAACAUCUCUGGCUUCACUGCCUGGUGCUGAUGUUUACAUGUUGUAGUUUUGCUAUUCUCAGCUGAGCUGGUGUAGCACCUUACAAAACAGUCCUAUUUCAAGGGAGGAAGAAAUGGAGUUGGUUACCUCCCCUGCUACAAGGUCACCUCCUGUUAGAUCCACCAGAAGGCAUUGAAAGUGGUCACAGAUGGAUCAGUGAUUUGUUCUAUCUCCUCAGCUUGGAGAUGUUAUUUUGAAUAAAUAGUUGGGGUAACUAAGGAGAAAGCGUUUAUUUAAAAAAAAAAAGUGCUAGUGUGGAAAAAUGGUGUUUGAAGUGUUACAUGUAAUUUAAAAGCUUUUUGCUGCUGCCAGAGAACUUUGUAAAAGGCAAUCCUGUAAUUGGUUUAAUAGAAUUUCUGGUACUAGGUCGCCAUACACAGUGUACCAUAUAGUUCUAUUUAGUAUGCAUCUGGCGCAGCAGUAAUGUAUGAAGUACUUCUUAAAAGCUUUAUUUCACCUUUUCAAACACAAGUAUAGUGGUGUAUUCACUGAACAGAUGCAGAUCUUUUUACCCAUCUUAUCUUUGUAACCACCUACAAAUAAAUGCUGAACAAAGUCUGUUGUGGAAUCAACAGUUUUUAUUAAACACAUUCUUAAUUGAAAAGUCUCUCAAUGACCCAAAGGAUUUAAGAACUUUUUUGCAGUGUGUAUCCAAAUGCUUGGUUUUCUGCGGCUAAGCUAAAAGCUUAAUAAUUUACACUCUGGUAUUUCUGGGUUUACUACCUGUACAGGUUUAUUUUAGAGUGAAACUGCUUUUGUAGUAUAACAGCAGUUGUGGUUUCAAUGCACCUGACUUUCUGAUCCUCCAAUUCGAUUUGAGUACUUUCAUCACUUUUCUCAGUAUGUUUAAUUCCAGGCGUUGGAUGGUUGGGGUUGAGGUAAGGUGUGCCGCAGGGUGAAGGGGGAGCAUGCAAAACACUUGUACAAGUACAUUUCUUAUUAACAGAUUGCAAGCAGAGAGGGAACAAACUUGCUCCUAUCUAGUAAGACAUUGGUAUAGGACAAAUGUCUGGUGUAUAUAUGUCUGUUUUAGCUUGGCUAAAGCUACAGCUGACUUCCUAAACUGAUAAUAAGUCAAUGGACUUCCCAUUGCCCACUCUGUACUACAUAGUUGAUCUAUUUUUAUCAUUGAAGAAGUGGUUUGCUGGAUUGCUUCCUGAUACUGAAGAGUUCAAUUGUGGAAAGCAGGCAUUUCCUUUCUCCCUGGUGGAAGCAUACUUCCUGUUAAUUAUUUGAACGUUGGACAUGGGGAAGACUACAACCCAGAAUGGUUGUAUUUCCUAGUUACAGCGCUUCAUAAAGUCAAUUGGAAAGACUAAAGGGAUGAAAAAAUUUGGUAUUGAGCCAAGGUUCCUUGAGUAUAUUUAAAUACAAUGAGAGUAAAGAAAAUAGAAUCAAGUUGUGAAGAAUCCCUCAGAAGUAUUGCUUUUGCCCUGUUGAUAACAAGCAAAAGUGUGUUCAUGUAUAGUUUUGUUACUCAAAACACUUUACUUGCCCUUCAAACUUUUGUCUCCUGAAAAUAUAAUGGGUACAACAACUUUGUACUCAAUGUUUUUUUUUUCAUGAUGUUCAGUUGUCUUUCCUUUCCUGUUUAUUUCAUUGACUAUUUGGAGCAAUACAAAAUGCACUUCACGAUUUGCUGUUUAUUUUAAUUUAACAAGAGGGUGAAACUCACCCUCCUCCUAAACAUUGCAUUUAAAAAAAAGUUACCAGUAAGAUCAAAUAGCUGAAGAUUCAAACUUGAAGUGAAACUUAAGAGCGUGCGUGUGUGUGUCUGUGUGUAUGUGUGUGUCUCUCUCUCUCUCUCUCUCUCUCUCCCAGGUUUGAGUUUGAGCAAUUGGAUCGAAUAAAGCAUAGGAACUGUGGCCCCAUAGUAACCUAAUAAACUAAGUCUGUAUUGUGAUUCUUAAAUUGAUUUUAAGGAAGUUUCCUGAAGCAACUUUUUGAGGAACUUUGUACAUUUUCAGAAGCUUGUUCACAGAAUUUUCUAUAAACACUAGGUCUAUUUGUAGACCAUCUUGAGUAUAAAGAGAAGGCAAUAACUGGAAUAGAAAUUAUUUAAGACUGACAAGUCUCUAAAAAAAAAACACCUGGAGCAAAACAAUCUGCAAUAUUAAAAAUACAGUAUUUAAAAUUUAUGAAAUCCCGAAGGUGUAUAUUUUGUUGCAAUAGUGUGCUUCAGUGAUACGAACAUUGUAGUUACAGAUAAUCUUUUCCUAUCCUAAAGACAAUUUUUGGUUGCAAAAUGAGAGUUGGGGGAAAGAGAUUGUAAAUGUUGAGACAACCUGAUUUCUCAAUGCUGCAGUUUAAUAUCUGUAAUUCAACCAUUUAAUUCUGUCUACCUUGUUACAUACAGGGAUGUUGUUUUUAGUUUCAUGACUAUCAUUAAAAUUUAUAAGCUUGAAAUAAAAAUGUAAUCUUAUAUUUGA
Molecule: messenger RNA, 4258 nt
Organism: Carcharodon carcharias (great white shark)
Lineage: Eukaryota; Metazoa; Chordata; Chondrichthyes; Lamniformes; Lamnidae
Product: transcription factor Dp-1-like
Exons: 12
Coding region: 203-1465 (420 amino acids)
Biological process (GO): regulation of cell cycle; regulation of transcription by RNA polymerase II
Cellular component (GO): transcription regulator complex; nucleus
Molecular function (GO): DNA-binding transcription factor activity, RNA polymerase II-specific; RNA polymerase II transcription regulatory region sequence-specific DNA binding
Source: RefSeq, a predicted model, not a curated record